Messenger RNA from Pimephales promelas (fathead minnow), 1982 nucleotides. The record is from RefSeq and is a predicted model, not a curated record. NCBI's taxonomy places the organism in Eukaryota, Metazoa, Chordata, Actinopteri, Cypriniformes, Leuciscidae.
CUAACUAGUGAAAGACUCAUGGAAACACCGACACACAAUGCUAGGCGUUGCCGUAUUUAUUUUCAAACUUCCUUUUCCUUAUAGGCUAUACUCCUUCCAAGGAAGGAGUUAAGGUUACACUUGCCUCUGCAUGUUGUGUCUCUGAGCAAAAUCUCGAAGAAAAACUGAAUAGGCGUUCUUCUAACAAAAAUGUCCCUUCAGCUCUUGACGUUGAUCCUCAUCGUUGUGUUCUUCACCACAGAAGCUGCUUCGGGUGAAGAGGUGAAGAAAGCAGUGGGUGAUCAAGUUUCUUUUAAACUAGACAACAUUGGUUCUCCUGUCACCAGCAUCACAUGGAAACACGUAACACCCGGAUCAACUGUUAAAGCGAUUGAAUGGGAAGACGGAGAAGGAAUUACAAUCCCGAAUCCGAGAUUCAAAGACAUCACAACUCUUAAUAUAGUGACUGGACAAAUCAAUAUUACUAAUCUAAGAUUUGAACAUUCUGGAGAUUAUACCAUUGACGUCAGCGGUAAAGAGCAGACACAAAAAAGAUUCACCUUGACUGUUAUGAAUCGGGUCCCCAAACCUGUUAUAGAAAUGGAGGAGGUAAAUGCUGAAGUUGUGUAUUUAUCCUGCAAGAAUUACGAUGGAACUAUUACCUGGAGUAAUUCUGCUGGAGAAGAUCUGGCAUACCAAUCAAAUAAAGAGUCCAUUACAGUACAGAAAAAUCAAGGAAAUCCAGAAAAUUCCUACACCUGCAAACUCAAGAACGCAGUGAGUGAAGAGACCAGCGAUCCGGUCCAUAAGAAAAAUCUGUUUCAAGCUGAAUCAACGGGCGGACCUUGGUGGAUAGCAGUUAUUGUCAUCCCAAUCAUCCUAGUCAUCGGCAGUGUCCCCCUCUAUAAAUUCAACGACAAAUUUAAAAACUUUGUUGGGAGCAUAUUUCCAUGUCUCAAAGCAGAUCAAGGUAGAAACAAGGGAGAAAGCACAGAAAACACUGUCGAUGAGCAUCUGAAACUAAACAGUACGGAAGGAAAAGAACCGCCAAAUGAAAUGGCAUAAACCAAAUAAUGAUGAAAUUAACAUCUCUUCUUCGGUGAAAAUGUCUGCAGAGUUUGCUGGAGAAAACAUAACAAAUCCACAGAAAUUUUUAUCAAAGCAGUAAGCUUUGUAUGAUAGAAAAUUGUUUGUUUAAAAUGACUAGUUUUGAACUUUUAAUGCAUUCAUAAAUCAACCCUCUGCUACAUUGUAUUCACACUGCAGGGAUUUUUUUCUUAUCAUUUUCCCAAAUCAGACUUUUAGACUGGAUUGUCCACAAUGUUAUUAUAUAUCAGUUGGGUCUGUGUUUCGUGUCAUUUUUAGCAUUUGUAUGUUAAUCUGCGUUUGAGGAAAUAGACAUCUGACACUUCCUUGAUAUUGAAGUGACUCCCAGAAGCAAGCAUGCAGUGUGGUGCAAGCAAUAGACCAAUUUCGAGACGACGUCACAGUUAAUUCACGGCGCUAGCUGGAGGCAAAGGGAAAACUGGAGGCGGCUAAUACAAACCAGCACAGAUUCGGCUCCGUAAUAAAGAGCUUAAAUUAUUAUCAUUAUUAUUAAAUAUAAUCUCGUUGUGUUGUUGGGUGCAAGAAUCAGUGAAAAAUGAAUAUGCUGUAUCCGGAAGUUUUAUUUCUAGAAAACAUUCACCGUAAUGUCACUCUUUACAUUAUCAUCUUCUUUGCGCUGGCUAGGCAGAACUGCGGAUCGUACACAAGUCUUGUACAUGACCAUUCAGCAUAUUGCAAUAUACAAAUGCCCUCAGUUUCUCUUUACGCUCUUUUUCUCUCUCAGGCAACGUUAGGUUUAGAAGUCAACCAGAGGUAGCGUCAGCAUUAGUCCUCCAUCGACAGCGUGUACGGGUCAGCCAAUCUGGUUCCAUUCGUUAAAAUGAACUUUUGCAAAUAACAAUCACAGUCCUGGACACUGAGUGACCUUGCACAUCAAGGUAAAAUUGGAUUUUCUU